This is a messenger RNA of Rhagoletis pomonella (apple maggot), 3077 nucleotides long. RefSeq names its product rho GTPase-activating protein 92B (gene RhoGAP92B). The record is from RefSeq and is a predicted model, not a curated record. NCBI's taxonomy places the organism in Eukaryota, Metazoa, Arthropoda, Insecta, Diptera, Tephritidae. The transcript is spliced from 5 exons. The coding region runs from base 181 to 2775 and encodes 864 amino acids. Gene Ontology annotation, biological process: positive regulation of GTPase activity; regulation of actin cytoskeleton organization; regulation of Rac protein signal transduction. Gene Ontology annotation, molecular function: GTPase activator activity; protein binding. Gene Ontology annotation, cellular component: intracellular anatomical structure; cytoplasm.
UUCACUGACUUGAGUUGAUUGUUCGCAUUUGUCGAUGAUAGAAGAAAAGGAUGACUAAUUUUUAUGUUUACUGCAAAAAUUAAAGAAAAAUAUCUAAACAUUUAAGUGUAGAAAACAAAACAAAGUUAUUCGAUUGCUAAAAUAUAGUCAGGCGCGGUAUAAUUGUGAAGUGUUGCAAGAAUGAAGAAACAAUUCACGAAAAUCAAAAUUGCAGCUGAGAAUUUGGGGAGAUCAAAUAAAUCUGAUUGCAAGGAUUCAGAGCUGGAAAUAAUUGAAAAACAAGUAGACAAGUAUAAAGAUGUACUGGAGAAAAUGGUGCGAAAAUUGCCGGCUGUUAGUUCGACGACUGACACACAGGACCGUGAUAAACGUAUCAAAAAGAAUAGCCACUACAAAAUCGGACAGGCACUAGAAGAGUCAUCUAAAGAUCUCUCCAAAGAAAUGCCGUUACAUCACGUCUUAUCAAAUUGCGGCGAACUUGAGAAGUCAAUUGCGGAAUGCAUCGUCGACAGUGAACUGGAGACGGAAACCGAAGUGGUGCGCCGGUUGAAGCAAAUUUUGGACAAUGAAAUCCAAGAGAUCUCAUCACUCAAACGCAAUGUGUCACGUACGGUGCAGGAAUAUCAGUCACUAAAGCGUAGCUAUGAGGCCUCCAUUCGCCUGGACGAGGCGCCUGCGAAAAUCGCUCACAUCAAAGACCAACAAGAACAAUGCGAAGUGAAGCUAGAGAAGGAGCGUGACUCUCUCGCCGCACUCAUGUUCGAGCUAAUCACCAAAGAGGAUGUCAUCGUUCAGAGCGUACGCGACUAUGUGCUCUAUCAGCGCAAUUUUCACGAGCGUGCGCUACAAAAGGUGAAUACAUCGCUCGCCUCCAUACAGGACGUCAUACAAUCGACGGCGAAAUCGCGCUUUGGUACCUCGCUGACAGAGCAUUUAGAGUCGACGAAUCGUGAGAUUUCCUACAUUCUUGAGCUGUGCAUUUGUUGUCUCGUCGAGAAUGGUCUCUACGAGGAGGGUCUAUUGCGUGUGGGCUGUGCAAGCACCAAAUUGCGACGCAUGAAGCACGCUCUAGAGGCGCAAUAUGUGAAAACACCAUUGCCGUUAGAGUAUCAGGAUCCACAUGUGAUCGGCUCCAUACUCAAGCUAUAUUUGCGUGAACUACCCGAACCGUUACUCACCUACAAAUACUACAAAGACUUUAUAAAUGCUGCGGAAUGCGGUAGUGAGUCGGAACGUAAGGCUGCUAUCAAAGCGACGUUGGCCAAACUACCAGGGGCGAAUUAUGCGAAUUUGCGCUACCUUACACGCUUUCUCUGUCUGGUCACACAGAAUGUGGAUCACAACAAGAUGAGUUCGCAGAAUGUGGCGAUUGUGAUGUCGCCAAAUAUGUUGUGGCCGCGUGUAGAUAAAAGCAAUCCGGCAGACUAUUUGGGGCAAGUGAAUAGUUCAUCGGCUGUGAAUGUGAUUGUGGAGCUGCUAAUUAGUCAGUGGGAAUACUUCUUCGAGGGAGAAGUGGACUUCUUUGUAACACUAGCGCGCAGUAAACUCUUUGUGGAAGGUAAAAGCAAAUCCGGUUCUUCGAAUGAGCAUUUGGAUCGAAACGAUACGGAUUCCCUCGAGAGUCCGCGUUACGGCACCAUACGCCGGCAGAAAGCCUGCGCGCCUUCACCACCAAGCGCUGCCAAAGUGGUGGAAAAAAUCUCCACCUCCAAUGAAAUCCAACGCAACGGCGAGGUGAAUUCACGCGUAAAAGAACUCUUUCCAAACACCACAGCUACCGCAGUCGCAACACCAGCAGUUAAUAAUAAAUAUUACAAUAACAACAAUAAUGGUAACAACAGCACAAGCGCAGAGAAGCCGGAAAAGCCGCCAUUACCAAAGUUGCCACAGUUCCAACAGCCGCCUGCGCAGGUGACACCACAAGCUCAACCACUACCAGAGCCACCGCAAUCGGCCAAGCCGGUGCCCAUGACGCGUACACAAUUCUUCGGUUUGGAUAAUUUACCCUCACCGGUAGCAGAUCGUAAGAGUACCGAGAGCAUAGGUGGCUCGCUCGCCUUCAAGCCUGAUUUACCACAAAAACCAAAGAUACCAAAACGACCAAUGGUGCUGAGUCUCAGCGGCAGUGGUGGUGGUAGUAAAAGUGACGAUGAGACCACGCCAACGCAAGCGCAAUCACAGACCACGGAAACAGGCAAUGGUAGUGUGGCUGCUAAUGGUGGUAUCGCUGGUAUUGGCAGUGGCGGUGGCAGCGGUGGCGGUGGUGGUGGUGGUAUAGUUUCACGCACCACUGAGAAAUUCAUCGAGAAGUUACGCAGCGAAAAUUGUGAUAACAAUUUUGCAGCGACGGCAACGCGCGAAAAUCAGCACAAUCAACAGCUAUUGAUUUCGGAACAAAAUGCAAAUGUGAACAGUGCCAACAGCGGCGGUGGCGGCGGUGGCGUUGGCGGCAGCAGCAACCGAAGUAGCAUAGGCAGUCUUUACAGCGUUGGUGGCGGUGGUCACUCACGUUCGAAUUCGAAUACGAAUGCCAAUAUUUGCGCGCCUACGCAACAGCAACCAGACGCGACAGCUUUUUUGGCAGCAGCGGCUACGUCUACAGCGUCAGUGACAACACCUUCGGCAGUGAGCACAGCACAAGCGCAAACACAAACACCGGCGCCGAUAACGCGUAUCACACCCACAACGCCCGUUUCGCCGCAUAUGAUAUUAACGAAACGACCGACGGUGCCAGCGCCACCACCGCCUUCGGUGGUUAAGAAACAAUCCGAUUAGGCGUAGGCGACACAUUUCUAGCGUUUAUUUUUAUUUGUAAUAGUUAUUGAAGAAUAAUACACACAUGUAUGUAUGUAUGUAUGCAGAUGCAGACACGCGAGCACUGUUAUAUUUUUGUAUAUGUAUAUGUUAGCACACACACACACGCACACCCGUUGACAGUCCCACAAGCGCACUGACAGUAAACACUGAACUUUUAUACAAAAAGAUUGUAUUGUACAUAAAUAAGCGCGUCGCGUUCGCUUCGACAGAGUGUGCCAAGUUGAAAUUGUGUUUGGGAAAAAUGCAUUAAGAGUUUGGAA